Plectropomus leopardus (leopard coralgrouper) is the source of this 2224-nucleotide messenger RNA. The record is from RefSeq and is a predicted model, not a curated record. NCBI's taxonomy places the organism in Eukaryota, Metazoa, Chordata, Actinopteri, Perciformes, Serranidae.
GCAGAGUACGAGGAGGAACUUUCUCGAUCAAAAGAGGAAAACGAGCGACAGCAGAAACUCCUGGACGCUGUUUUCAACCCUCAGCUUCACUUACACAGAGCAGACGUCCAGCAGCUGUUGGUGGUUAAAGAAGAGGUUCCUCCUGAGCAGCAGGAGUGGACCUCCAACGUGGACCAGGAGGACCCAGAACCGCCGACCAUUAAAGAGGAGCAGCAGGAGCUCUGGAUCGGUCAGGAGGGGGAGCAGCUUCAAGGACAGGAGGAGAACAAUGUCACCAAGGUCCAAUUCACUCCUGUCUCUGUGAAGAGUGAAGACGAUGAAGAGAAACCUCAGACCUCACAGCUUCAUCAAAGACAGACUGAGCAGAUGGAAACUGAUGAAGAGGACUGUGGAGGACCAGAAUCAAGUAGACAUUUACAACCUGAGACUGAGGACAAGACUGGAGACUCUCCUGAACCGGAGACGGACGACAGUGACGAUUAUUGGAAGGAGAUCAGAAACUAUCAGUCAGAUUUAAACUCUCUGAAUACCAAUGAAGUAUCGGUCAGUGAUGUGAAAUAUUGUGCUGCGGAGAAACGAUUUAGCUGCUCUGAUUGCGGCAAAAGAUUUGACCGAAUACUGCAUCUGUGGCAGCACAUGAGAACCCACACAGGAGAGAAACCUUUCAGCUGCUCCGUUUGUGGGAAAAGAUUCCGCUUAGAGCAACAUCUGAAGAGACACCUGAUGACUCACACAGGAGAAAAACCGUUCAGCUGCUCCGUCUGCAAGAAAACGUUCACCCAUCACGGAAAUUUAGACAAACACAUGAGAACUCACACAGGAGAUAAACCUUUCAGCUGCUCAGUUUGUAAGAAAUCCUUCAUAGAGCGCGGGUAUUUACAGAAACACAUGAUAAUCCACACAGGAGAGCAACCCUUUAGCUGCUCCGAGUGUGACAAGAGAUUCCUCCGAAAGCAAACGUUAGUGCAUCACAUGAGAACCCACACAGGAGAGAAACCUUAUAGCUGCCCUGAGUGUGAGAAAAGAUUCAGCUUGGGGCAACAUCUAAAGAGGCAUCUGAGAAGUCACACAGGAGAAAAACCUUUUAGCUGCUCCGUUUGUAAAAGAUCAUUUUCAGAGAGAGGAAAUUUACAAAAACACAUGAAAACUCACACAGGAGAGAAACCCUUCAGCUCCUUAGGUGGUGACAAAUCUUUCACGCAUUUUGGAAAUUUACAGACACACGCGAUGACUCACACAGGAGAGAAGCCUUUUAGCUGCAGUGUUUGUGACAAAAGAUUCACCUUGCGUGUGCAGCUCAUAAACCAUCAGUGUGUUGGUCGUCAGUCCUCACAGACUCCCCAAACUGAGGAGAAUAAAGACGCAGAGCCUUCGGCCAGCAGCUCAAAUGAUCAGAUGGAGACAGAAGUCGAUGGAGAGGACUGUGGAGGACCAGAAUCAGCCAGGAGCUCAAAUCCAGAUACACAUCUACAACCUGAUUUAGAUUAGAAAACUAGAAAACUUCAUUUAUCCCUAAUACCUAGUUCAGUUUGACAACCUACCCCAUUUGCAUAAUAGAGAAAUUUAGUGAAUUUUAUAAAACAAAAAAAAACAAGAAAUAUACUCCGAAGAGCAGCAGCACUCCAACAACAACAACAAGCGGAUUCACUGGACGGAAAAUGGUCAGAUGGCCUCAUAGUUCCUUUUGCUUUCUGGAUCGCACGUUUCUUCCAGAUUGAACACUAAUCUUUGACUGGACUCCAGUGAUCUUGGACUUAAAGGGUGCUGCAAGACUCUUCCAAACCCGAGACUGAACACUUGAUGAUGACAGGAAGACUUGAAAAUCUCGAUGAGCUUUCAAACUCUCUGAAAAGUGGUGAAGCCCAAGUACAUCGUUUGACACUUAUUUCUACCUAAAUAUAGUUAAAAUGUUCGGAGUGGGGUUAAGCAUUCGGCUUGUGGAGAUGCAUGAAGAUUCAUACAGAGAGAAACCUGUUAUUUACUCACUUUUUGUUACACUCUUUCCUUGGAAGGUGAACUUUUAUCUACGUCUACGGCACGUCUGUCCAUCCUGGAAGAAGGAUCCCUCCUCAGUUGCUCUUCCUGAGGUUUUUAAAGGAUUUUUGGGGGAGUUUUUCAUUGGUCGCUGUGAGGGUCUGAGGACAGAGGGAUGUCGUGUGCUGUGUGCUCUCUGAGGCAAUUUGUGAUUUAUGAAAAUUUAUAAAUAAAACUGAAUUGAAAAAUU